GGGUCACAUGCGUGGGUUUCCUGUAGCCAGCAGCAAAAGAUGCUAGGACCAAAAAUUCAGAGCCAUUUUCAUUCAACAUUUUGAAAUGAUUUCAUCUGGAUUGAAUGGAGACCAAGAAUCGGAUUAUUACAGCGACAGAAUUAUUUUUUAGUUCAUGUUCAAGUACAAUCGAUGUAAAUAGCCGUUGUCCAUUUCGCAGCAAACCAUUUUGUACUUAUUUCUCGUAGAUUUACAACAGGAAUGAGUAUAGAAAUUCCUGCAGGACUGACGGAGCUAUUGCAAAGCUUUACCGUAGAAGUGUUGAGGAGUCAGCCUACAGAUUUGCUCGAAUUUGCUGUGCAUUAUUUUUCCGAUUUGAAGGACAGUGAAACUAGUGGGGCCGCGUUUGGCAAUGACCAAAAUUCGGCCACAAAACCUGGGAAAGCGGUCAACUUCAUCGAAGAAACCAUGCAAAUUGAUUCAGAAAAUGGAGAAGAGGAGGAGGAGGAUGACGAAGAAUUCGUAGCCCCAGUGAUCAACAGAUUCAUCAGAAGAGCCUCAGUAUGUGCAGAAGCCUUCAACCCCGAUGAAGAUGAAGACGACAAAGAGCCAUGGGUCACCCAUCCUAAAACGGAUGAACAGAGGCAGAGGCUACAGGAGGCGUGUAGGGACAUCAUUCUGUUCAAGAACUUGGACACGGAACAAAUGUCUCAAGUGCUAGAUGCCAUGUUUGAGAAGGUAUUUGAAGUGGAAGAGCACGUCAUUGAUCAAGACGAUGAUGGCGACAACUUCUACGUCAUUGAAAGAGGUACACUGGAUAUCUUCAUGAGAGCUGACGGUGUAGAAAAAAACGUUGGAUCUUAUGACAACAAAGGCAGCUUUGGGGAGCUGGCGCUGAUGUACAACACCCCUAGGGCAGCUACCAUCAUUACCACCUCACCAGGAGCACUUUGGUGCCUGGACCGUCUGACAUUUAGGAGGAUCAUUGUUAAGAACAAUGCCAAAAAGAGGAGGCUGUAUGAGACCUUCAUUGAGACAUUACCACUGCUAACUUCAUUAGAGCUCUCUGAGAGAAUGAAGGUAGUAGAUGUGUUGUCCUCAAAAGUUUACUGCGAUGGAGAACAGAUUAUUGCUCAGGGUGAUCUAGCAAAUUGUUUCUACAUUGUUGAAUCUGGUCAAGUUAGAAUCACAAUGAAGAGAAGCAGGACGAAAAAAGACCAAGAGGAUGAAGAGGUGGAUAUAGCCACAUGUUCCAGAGGGCAGUAUUUUGGCGAGUUGGCACUUGUAACAAAUAAACCCAGAGCCGCGUCAGCCUAUGCUGUUGGAAGCGUAAAGUGUUUAGUUAUGGACAUUCAAGCCUUUGAGAGAUUGCUGGGACCAUGCAUGGACAUCAUGAAGAGAAACAUUGCCAAUUAUGAAGAGCAGCUGGUGACCCUCUUUGGGAGUAGCACUGACAUUGAGGAUCAAAAUGCAUGAGAAAAGAAAUAACCAGCAAUGGACUUUUCUGAGCUGAAGAAUGGUGAUAUUGGGGGAUGAAAAAUUAUACUAAUGAUUAUUUUUCAUUACUAUCUUUUUAUGGUUCAUUUUCCUAUCCAAACUGGGAAAUUCUUUAUCUUACCAUUAAGGGAAACAUUUUAAAAUAUAUAUAUACAAAUAGUAUACUGUCCAAGUUUAUAAACAAUGGUAAAAUAUUUGUUAUGGAUGAUUAGAUUGAAGUUUAUUCUAAAACAUAGAUACUGUUUUUUUGUCACAACACAAAUUCUUUACGUCAUAUAAUUUCUGUUUUUAUUGUCUUUCAGCAUCACUUGUUUGCAUAUCACUUCUGUGACAGCAUAUAGUAAAUCUUCCCAUGAUAUUCCUAAUGACAAUUUCAUGUAGGACAAAAAUUCCUGUGCCAAAGGUGAUAGAUAGAUAGUAAGUAUAGAUGACAGCAAACUAUUUGCUCUAUUAUUUAAUAAUAACAUUUUAAUAAUGACAUUUUCCUAUUGUCACUUUGAGACUGGCAAUUUUUCUUUCAGAGGAAGAUUUCUGUGUAAUCAGGUUUUGUACUACAACAGCUGUCUUGUUAACUUUUUUCAUCAGAGAAUGUACAUUUACUGUUUGGGGAAAUAUGUCUAUAUACAGUAGGCUACAUGUAAUUUAAUGAACUGUUAUUCAUUCUUUAUAUUAUAUUUAGUCAUUUUUUUUAGCAGACGCUCUUAUCCAGAGCGACAUGUGUAAUAUGGCAUUAAUGCCAUAAUUUUGCAUACAAACAUCACAAAUGUGGCUGGUAAUUUUGUAAAAGUUGACUGUCAGCUUACCAAAAGUAUUGGAUAUUAUGACUUGAUAAGCCUAAUCAUCAAUGAUUUGAACUGCAGAUAAGGACACUAAAAGGACACUACAUUUUGAGCACAUUUUGUUUGGAAUUUCUGUUGUUUCGUUUAGAAUUGAAACGCUUGUGCCAAUUAACAAAGUAUGAUGUUUUAGCCAUCACUUCCUGCAAUGACAAUAUGUUUGUGUUGUCUACCUCUAAAUUAUACAACUUCACUUCACAAACAUUGCAGUAGCCAUAUGUUAAGACUGCGUACUACAUAGCAGCCUCUAGUGGCUACAUAUCCGUCGUAUUUUCACUGUGUAGUUUUUUCUUUGUCUAUCAUCUAAAAGUUGUUACUUACUUAUUUGCACUCUCGACUUUUGUGUUUGAAUUAUAGUCGGAAACUCCCGGUCUGAUUCGGCAGUGUUGUCAUUUAUACUGUCAAUGACUAAAUUAAUGUAGUCUUCAAUGUGUCACAAUACAAUAAAGACCCUUUUUCUAUUCA
Osmerus eperlanus (European smelt) is the source of this 2777-nucleotide messenger RNA. Its product is annotated as cAMP-dependent protein kinase type II-beta regulatory subunit-like. Gene Ontology annotation, biological process: negative regulation of cAMP-dependent protein kinase activity. NCBI's taxonomy places the organism in Eukaryota, Metazoa, Chordata, Actinopteri, Osmeriformes, Osmeridae. Gene Ontology annotation, molecular function: cAMP binding; cAMP-dependent protein kinase inhibitor activity; protein kinase A catalytic subunit binding. Gene Ontology annotation, cellular component: cAMP-dependent protein kinase complex. The record is from RefSeq and is a predicted model, not a curated record. Bases 241 to 1455 code for a protein of 404 amino acids. The transcript has 11 exons.